Messenger RNA from Tigriopus californicus, 1893 nucleotides. RefSeq names its product prolyl 4-hydroxylase subunit alpha-1-like. The transcript has a single exon. The record is from RefSeq and is a predicted model, not a curated record. Gene Ontology annotation, molecular function: procollagen-proline 4-dioxygenase activity; iron ion binding; L-ascorbic acid binding. Bases 61 to 1893 code for a protein of 610 amino acids. Gene Ontology annotation, cellular component: endoplasmic reticulum. Lineage: Eukaryota; Metazoa; Arthropoda; Copepoda; Harpacticoida; Harpacticidae. Gene Ontology annotation, biological process: peptidyl-proline hydroxylation to 4-hydroxy-L-proline.
GUUUCUGUUAGAAUAUUGAGAACGACUGAGAGGAGAAGGACGAAGCGAUAGUGGAUAGACAUGGUGGGGCGAAACGGAGUCAAGAAUAUUCUGCUCUUGUACGCGAUCUGCUUCAUUAGUCACUUCAAAAGUGUGAGCACGGUGGAUUCUCAUGUCUCGAAUUCGGAACUAAUGCAUUUGUUGAACUUGCAAACGAGGAUCGCAGAGAGAAUUCUUAAGGAGGAUGACGAGGACGAGACCGGCGACGUUCAAAUCAGCUUGGGCACGAUUCGUCACCAGAGACAACGAGUCCAUCAAAUAUGUAAGCAAUUCUUGGAUCUCCUUGGCUCAUAUUCGGAGCAAACUAAUGGAUCCAACAAGAAAGAACAAAAGGAGAGAGAAAGAAUGAUAGAAGAAAGUCAAAGUAACAGCAUCAGGACUCGAGGGUGGUUGGGUCUUUUUUCCAAUUACAUCUCGCAUCCGCUCAAUCUAUUUCUGAUGUUUAGUCAUUGGCUGGAAAGUUUUCCUGUGUGGCGUGAUUAUCUGAUUUCUUCGAGCAAUCAAACGCGCAGAGAUGAGAUUACCGAGAUGCUGGAAUUGUUUCCCACCAAAUCAGAUUUGGAUCACUUUGCUUUGGCCGUGAUUCGUCUCCAGCAUAUGUACGACUUGGAUGCUGCGGAAUUGGCCUCAGGGCGAGUUCAGAACAUCUCAGCCUCGAGGCCAUUGACCAAGGAGGAAUGCUUUUUCCUGGCUGACACGGCAUUUCAGAGUGCUUUGAAAUCGCAAUUUGUUGACUGGUAUCAAUCUUGCGAGGCUUUAUUUGUAUCCUUCCAUGUGGAGCAGCGGGCUCGACGAGUGGACUUUGAAGAAAAGCUCGAGAAAAUCGACUCUUUCCUGAAAAGUUUCAGCCGAACCAGCACCAAUCUCCAAAGGUUGCCAGUAAAAAUCGAGGACAAAGAAGACGAGGAAGAAAGAAGCGACGACGUCAACGGAAAAAGGGGACCAGAAGAGCGAGAAGAAGAUGCGUCCUGGGCUUCAGUCUUACGUCAGAAGCUUCCGAUCAAUAUCGUCCACGGUUUUGCUCACCACCACGAGCUGCCGCCGAGCGGGGAUGAGGUUAAACCAGAUUGGACAAAUUCUGACCGAACUCUCAAAGUUUUCGAGGCUUACAAGAAACUUUGUCAAUUACGGGAAGGACUGGAAUUCGAAACCAGCCUCGUGCCCUCCACGAGCCAAGAGGUCUGUUUUUUUCAUCACGCUAAUGGUGAGAAUAGAGAUACGCGGCAGAUCAGGGCGUCCGCCAUCGAUCCCUACAAGGCUGAGAUCCAUUCCACCGACCCUCUCAUUGUGUCCUUUCAUGACGUCAUCAGUGAACGCGUUAUGAGGGAGCUCAUCCUCAGUGGAGAGUCGCGACUGGAGAAACCGCGCUCCUUUUCAAGCUUAACGGGACGAGUCCAGGAAACGGCCAGUCGAUCGGGAAAAGUCGGCUUCUUGACCGAGGGACACUCAGAGAUCGAACAGAUCGCUCAAGCCAUUACUUCGCUCGACAUAGCUCACACGGAGCCUAUUCAAAUCGUUUCCUAUGGAGUCGGAGGCCAUUAUGAACCUCAUGUGGACUACUUCGGGGAGAGCUUAGUUCCAUCCGAUGGGGACCGUUUGGCCACCUUACUUUUCUAUCUCAACGAUGUUCAAGGGGGCGGAUCGACCGUGUUUCCCACUCUCGGCUUAGCCAUACCUCCGAGGAAGGGAUCCGCUUUGCUUUGGUAUAACCUGUACAAAAAUGGUCAAGGAGACCCAUACACGUUGCACUCGGGCUGUCCGGUGUUAUUGGGAUCGAAAACAAUUGCCAAUAUUUGGUUUCGUUCGCACGGACAAGAGUUUCGCCGCCCAUGUGCGUUGGAUCCCGAGGCUUAG